Messenger RNA from Zerene cesonia (dogface butterfly), 2550 nucleotides. It is a transcript of the gene Syx6, whose product is annotated as syntaxin-6. The record is from RefSeq and is a predicted model, not a curated record. Gene Ontology annotation, cellular component: membrane. NCBI's taxonomy places the organism in Eukaryota, Metazoa, Arthropoda, Insecta, Lepidoptera, Pieridae. The transcript is spliced from 6 exons. Gene Ontology annotation, biological process: Golgi vesicle transport. Bases 148 to 930 code for a protein of 260 amino acids.
AUCACUAUGUCGAUAUUUUAUGGGAUAGGCGAAAGACAAGAAAUGUAAACGCGUUUGUUUUCAUAUUUGUUGCUUGUUACCAAUUGCCUUAUGCAUUCAGGAUAAUCACAUGUGCCUCUUUUCGAAAAUUCACUGUUAUUGUUUGACAUGACUUUGGAAGAUCCAUUUUAUGUUGUGAAAGAUGAGGUGUUCCGAGCACUGAACAAGACACGCGGCUUGUACCUCCGUUGGCAGGAGCUGUCCAACUCCCCCAUACUUCCCAACAGCGCUGAAGUGGAAUGGACUUCUAUAGAAUUAAGGAAUGCACUCCGUAGUAUCGAGUGGGACUUGGAAGAUUUAGAAGACACUAUAAGUAUCGCAGAGAAGAAUUCUUCAAAGUUUAAAAUCGACAAUAAAGAAAUUUGUGAUCGACGCAGCUUCAUAGAAGCAACAAAACAAGAAGUGAAGUUGAUGAAAAAUAAGAUGAGCAUAAACCGAAACCGCGACAGUGACGGUACAGCGCGCGAGCCACUACUACGAGACGGGAGCCCCACGUCGUUCAGAAACAUGAAUUGGUCAUCGACUCCCAAGUAUUCGCAGUACUCGAAGCUCGCCUCGCAAACGGAUAGCCCCAAUAGAUUUGACAACUUCGACAAUGACAUGCUGAAAGAGAGCAUGAUGAUGAGCCAAGAUGAACAGUUGGCGAUGAUCAACAACUCGGUCGGAUCGCUGAAGACGGUCUCCACUCAUAUCGGCAUGGAGCUGGAUGAGCAGGCGAUGAUGCUCGACGAUUUGAACUCGGAACUUGAAAAUACAGACUCGAAAUUAUACACAACAGUGGUUAAGAUAUCGAAGGUUCUUCAUAUAAAUAACGAUGGACGACAAUGGUUCGCAAUCAUCCUGCUGCUGUGUAUUUUAGUGGUUAUAUUGGUGUUGUUUAUUAUUUUAUAAUUCCCAUAAAUCAAUUAGUGCAAUUAUAGCUAUAGAUGUCGCGUAUUUGUAUCGGACUAAGUGUUGUAGAUAUCGUUCUUGGUUCGCUUUCAUUUAGCAAUAAGUAAGGAUAAUGAGAAAUUUAUUUUGUUAUGUAUGUUGAUGUACAGGUUACGGUAGCGUUAGGUAAGGCGAUGCCGCCAUGAGCGACUUUCUUACUGCGGCAUUUUGACUUAAUUGGAAAUAUUGUUUAUUAGAUGUAUGAAUAAAUUAAUGUGUAAACUGAAAAAAAAAAAAUACUCAAACACACCAAAUAAUAUUGAAUCAUCGAUUUAUAAAGCGCUUUUUGGCAAAAAAAUUAUAAUAACGAAUCCAUUCCAAUAAACAUUCUAUAGGUGAUAAUCAUCGAUGGAAUAAUCGUACAGAUAGUUCAUCGCAAAUUUUAAAUAUAUUUUCACAAAUGGAAAUAAAAUUUGUUAAACGAAAUGGCGUGGUAAGAUAAUUAAUUAAUCAUACGCGUGAACCUCAGCUUUUAAUGCAUUGUUUUUCUUGCCUCAAUAACAAUAGGGCUCUGAUGUUAUGGAACCAAAGCAUUGAUUAUUUAGUCGUUUAAUAUUUUUUACGUGACUAUGUUAUUUUUGUGAUUGUUGUAUAGUUAGCUAUUUUGUUAUAAUCAUCAUAAUUAUACCAAAUUUUCGAGUAGAUAUUAUGUUUUGUUUUUUUUUUGUUGUUUUCGUAAUCAACAAGGAACUCUUAUAGUUUCGCUAUGUACGUCUGUAAAUCUAUGUGUCCGCGGUUUAGCUCAAAAUCUUUUGGUACUGAAGAGUUGAAGAAUUUGGCGUAGUAUGCACCUUGAUCACGCUUGAUCACGCCGAAAAAGUGGUGAAUCAAAAGCUUGAAAAUUAUGUUUUCUAUUGUACCUCCGCUACGUGUAAAGUGGGGGAUGAUAAUUUUAUACCCAUAGUGUGAGGUGUCGUUGGAUAUUUCAAAAAUAUAGGCUGUGGGAACAUCGUUUCGAUUUUGUAAACCGUUCGUGAAUGUUUUAAAAGGUCAAUUUUCUUUAGACUCGAGACGUAUUCCUCCCUCGUUACUCACUAAACAGUUGCUGUCAGCAAUUCAAACGCCACGGCAAUAGUACAUAUCGAAGUUUAAAGAAAAACUGUCACACAUAAGUGGGCUUUACAAGAUUGCGAGUAUCUAGUAGUCGACCCAUUGUAUUUGUUACAAAAUUUGUAAAAACCGACUCUCUUACUAUGCACGUGGCCCCUCUUAACCGGUUGUUUGUAGUGUGGGAGUGGUAACAAGUAAAAAGUAUGCUUAUAUUUUAUUUAAGAUAAGUAAUGGUGGGAGUUAUGUUCGGAUAUUUUGACCUGUCUUUGAUUCAUAAUAUUAAUGUGCUUGGAGGAAUCAAUUAUACUUCAACGAUAUUAAUGAAUGUUAAUUUUUUAUUCGGGCCUGUGGACAUUUCUUUCGCAGUUCGAUUUUAAUGAAAUCAUUGCAAUUUAUAACUUAUUAAGCAAUUUUUAAGAGUUAUUAUUGAAAAUCAUACGUUACCGAAUACGAAGAUAGGUGUAAAGUAAGCGGUUUAAGAUAUCAAAGUAAGCCUUAAAAUCAUAAUAAAUUCAAUUUUCGAAACAAAAA